AAACGUCGCAGCACAAGCAGCAUUUCUUAGCCCAGGCGUGGCCCACGCGCUUUAGAACAAACUCAAUAGUUGUGGCAUUGAGUCGUUCACGCUAUGCCGGUCGAUUCUGAGAGCGAGAUGUUUGAACGUUGAGGUUACUCAAAUACAAAAAGCAAGCUGAUUGGUUGGGUUGUAAAACUCAAACUCAGCACCGUUUUGAGCCCACGAGUCGGCGGCAACACGCAUUCCGACAUCGUUGGUGAAUUUAGGACGCGAUGGUGGCAGCGACGAUGGCGCCCAACCCGCAAGAAGCCCCGCCCAUGAUGCUGUCCCAGGAGACAAAGGAGAAGGAGGGUCCCGUCAGGCGGCAGGUGUCCCUGAGCGUCGUGCAGCGCGUCGUGCAGGCGGCGAACGGCGUCAAGCAGCUCGGCCUCUUCGCCUCGCUCCUCGCACCGAACGCGCUGCCCACCAACCGUGUGUGGGCCGCGGCCAAUGCAGGCGACGACAUGCUCGUGCUGCAGCACUUGGCGGGCUUGCCCAACGACGCCACCCAACUGCGCCCGGUGCUUGAGUACACCAAUCGCCACGGACAAACGCCCUUGAUCGCCGCCUGCGCCAAAGGUCACAUCCGUUGCGUCCAAGCGCUCCUCAUGCACAGCGCCAACGUAUACGCACAAGACAACCAAGGGCAUACAGGCCUCCAUCACGCUUGCUUGCACGGCCACUUUGACCUCGUGGGCGUGCUGCUGAGUGUACAGGACCCGGCGCUGCGCAACCGCGAAGGCCUCUCGGCCAUGGAUGUCUGCCGGCGCAACAUCGAUGGUCAUCGACAAGUACUCGCAUCAGCCAAGUGCCUGGAGCUUCUGGAGCAGCGCUCCCGGCUCUUUGAAGGAUGGCUCUACGAAAGCGUCAACAACCUCGCGUCCUCGGCUUUGGGCCUGCGUAGCCUCCAAUCAUGGGUUCGCCGGUACGCCGUGGUCUUCUCGGUGGGAUCGCCCGAUUUUGUCGAGAUUGCUUGCUUUGACGUGCAACACGGCUUGCGCCAGCUCACGCCCCAGUCGACGAUUCUCUUUCGCGUGCACGAUCCCGUCGUCCUCAACUCGCAGCGCAAAAUGUUCAACCCCAAACCCUACAACUUUACAAUUGCUGGGUCUCGCAAGAUGCCCGGCGGGUACCUCGGGCGGCCCGACCUCUUUGAGCUCGCAGCCUUCAACGCAGCCGAGUACGAGCGCUGGGCGUCCUUCAUGUGUGUGGCUGCGCGAGCCAUGACCGCCCACGGAGCCCAACACACGGCGCCGCCACGUGGGCCCUCACCAAGCGAUCCACUGUAUACCAAGAGCGCCUAG
Molecule: messenger RNA, 1325 nt
Organism: Saprolegnia diclina VS20
Lineage: Eukaryota; Oomycota; Saprolegniomycetes; Saprolegniales; Saprolegniaceae
Exons: 5
Coding region: 255-1325 (356 amino acids)
Molecular function (GO): protein binding
Source: RefSeq, a predicted model, not a curated record